AUGACGGGAAUGUCACGGACGGGAUGGCCUGUUGCUACUCGACCACAAAAAAUUGCUACCACGCCGGUUACAUUGAAGAAGCCAAACGACACACGGAAUAGUAUUGACCGAGCUAUCAAUUUGUACCCAUUGACGAAUUACACUUUUGGGACAAAAGAUCCACAGGCCGAACGUGACCAUUCAGUACAGGCACGAUUCCAACGCAUGCGUGAAGAAUAUGAAAAAAUUGGAAUGCGACGAUCGGUAGAAGGUGUUCUACUCGUUCAUGAACAUUCUCUACCUCAUGUUCUAUUAUUGCAGAUUGGUACUACUUUUUUCAAAUUACCAGGUGGUGAAUUAAAUCCUGGAGAAGAUGAAGUUGAAGGGUUGAAGCGACUACUUACUGAAACUCUUGGACGGCAAGAUGGCGCGAAGGAUUUGUGGACUAUUGAAGACGUCAUCGGUAACUGGUGGCGUCCGAAUUUCGACCCACCUAGGUAUCCAUACAUUCCUGCACACGUUACAAAACCAAAAGAGCAGACGAAGCUCUUUCUCGUCCAACUUCCAGAACGGGCACUUUUUGCUGUGCCGAAAAAUUACAAACUGGUAGCUGCGCCGCUCUUUGAACUGUACGACAACUCAACUGGUUACGGUAACUUGAUUGCAAGCCUUCCACAAGUUCUUAGCAGAUUCAAUUUUCUGUACACCCCAUGA
Molecule: messenger RNA, 693 nt
Organism: Cercopithifilaria johnstoni
Lineage: Eukaryota; Metazoa; Nematoda; Chromadorea; Rhabditida; Onchocercidae
Source: the annotation of a GenBank genome assembly